AUAUCCCUCACGCUCGACCAUCCACACGCACCAUGCCUAUCACGCGCACAGCAGGCAGCGGGCCCGUCCGCUUGCUGAUUAUCAACCCUAACUCGACAGUUGCCUUUACCGAGCACAUUGCCGCAGAGCUCUCGUCCGACCUGCCACGAGGCUAUGAGGCGACAUUCUACACCGCGCCGGCGAGUGCGCCAGCGUCCAUCGAGAGCAUGGGGGACGGCAUCGUGACGGCCGCGGCGUGUAUGGAAGAGCUCCGCCCCGACCUGGCACACUACCACGGCUUCGUCGUCGCGUGCUUCUCCAACCACCCGCUCACGCACGCCCUCCGCGAGGAGGUGUCCUACCCCGUCGUGUCGAUCCUCGAGGCGCCGCUCCUCAUGGGCGCCCAGCUCGGCGCGCACGUCGGCAUCCUGACCACCUCGCCACGGUGGGAGAGCCUUCUCGCGCAUGACGUCGCGACGUUGGGCUUGAGCGGGAAGAACACGGCCGGCGUGGUCAGCUCGGGCUUUUCAGUGUUGGAUCUCGAGCAAAAGAGCCCCACAGAGGUCGGCGACCGCCUGGUCCAGAUCGCCCUCGACGAGUUUUACACCAAACGCAAGACCGACGUCUUGGUGCUGGGCUGCGCGGGCAUGGUCGGGUUCGUGGACCAGCUUAGGGACAAGGUCCCUGCCGGGGAGAUGGUCGUCCUCGAGCCUGUGCGGUGUGCGUUUGAAAUGUGCGUCGCUCUCGUGAGGAGUCGAGCGAGGACAUCCAAGGGCGGUGUCUAUGCCAAGCCUCCAUAGGUGGCACUGGUACAACCAUCUACGCCAUGACACCAACCAAGGGGCUGCACGCAAGCAGUCUACACAUACAUCAUCAUAUGCAAACAGUCUAUACCUCAU
Messenger RNA from Vanrija pseudolonga, 878 nucleotides. RefSeq lists its product with no specific name. The transcript has 2 exons. Bases 33 to 779 code for a protein of 248 amino acids. The record is from RefSeq and is a predicted model, not a curated record. NCBI's taxonomy places the organism in Eukaryota, Fungi, Basidiomycota, Tremellomycetes, Trichosporonales, Trichosporonaceae.